Molecule: messenger RNA, 378 nt
Organism: Guillardia theta CCMP2712
Lineage: Eukaryota; Cryptophyceae; Pyrenomonadales; Geminigeraceae
Exons: 2
Coding region: 1-378 (125 amino acids)
Molecular function (GO): carbon-sulfur lyase activity
Source: RefSeq, a predicted model, not a curated record
AUGUCCUCCUACAGUUGCAUCUGCGGAAAGGUGAAGGUUGAGUACAGCGGCAACCCCAUGUUCGUCGCCUACUGCCACUGCGUCGAGUGCAGGAAGACUUGCGCUGCCCCCUACUUCCACGGCUCUGGCUUCCCCAAGGACAACGUCAAGAUCGUCAACGGCGAGAGCACCGGCAGCUUCGCUGCUAAGCAGAUGCCGCGUCACUUCUGCAAGGACUGCGGAACGUACGUGUACGGCAACGCCGGAGAGUUCUACGUGCUCCCGUGCGGCCUGAUGGACAAGCCUCCUGCUGCUCAGUUCCACAUCUGGACGAGCGAGAAGGCGAUCCCUGUUCUCCCCGAGGACGGUCUCCCCCGCUUCGAGCAGGGACCCAAGUGA